This is a messenger RNA of Ricinus communis (castor bean), 642 nucleotides long. Its product is annotated as 50S ribosomal protein 6, chloroplastic. NCBI's taxonomy places the organism in Eukaryota, Viridiplantae, Streptophyta, Magnoliopsida, Malpighiales, Euphorbiaceae. Gene Ontology annotation, molecular function: rRNA binding; structural constituent of ribosome. The transcript has a single exon. The coding region runs from base 133 to 513 and encodes 126 amino acids. Gene Ontology annotation, cellular component: ribosome; chloroplast. The record is from RefSeq and is a predicted model, not a curated record. Gene Ontology annotation, biological process: translation.
AAAUCCUAAUCCCAAAAGAGAGGUCCAAAAGAAACCACAUCUGUAAUAGAAAAAGGUAGGACCAAAGCCUAGAAGAGAAUUUGAUUUGAAGCAACCAAAAGAUAAAUUUUUAAGGAAAAGGAAGAAACGAAGAUGUCAAUCUCAUCUAUAUUUGGCUCUCCGGUCGUCUUAUUAUCCAAAGCAUCAUUGAAACAAUUGAAUGUUGAGGUUAAAUCAGCUCCAAAAACAGCAACAGGUAAUGGUUGGUACAGUGGCGGGUUAGUGAUAGAAUGUUCAUCAAGGCCAAAGAAGAAGGCAACAGCACAUCACAUGAAAACAAGGCCUAAAAAGAGUCAACCAUGGGAUAUAAGACGCAAGCCCACUGUUUAUCCUCCUCUACCUCCUCUUCCUCCUGAUUGGACUCUUGUUUCUUCUGCUUCUGAUAAUGGAGAUGGAGAUGGUGAUGGUGCUGCUGUUACUCAGGCUGCUUUGUCUUCUGCUCCUGCCUUACAGCCACCAAUUACGAGUGGGUAGCUGGCAGUUUGUUCUUUUAUCUUGUUUUUCUUUUGUGUUUGAGAUUUUGAGUUGGGUAUUUUCUCUUUAUGUACUGCUUGUUUUGUAUUUUCAUUGCUAAAGCUAAAACUAUCUUCAUUACCUGCUCCA